This is a messenger RNA of Pimephales promelas (fathead minnow), 3026 nucleotides long. RefSeq names its product cytochrome P450 3A40. Lineage: Eukaryota; Metazoa; Chordata; Actinopteri; Cypriniformes; Leuciscidae. Gene Ontology annotation, molecular function: heme binding; iron ion binding; oxidoreductase activity, acting on paired donors, with incorporation or reduction of molecular oxygen, reduced flavin or flavoprotein as one donor, and incorporation of one atom of oxygen. The record is from RefSeq and is a predicted model, not a curated record.
AUUCCUUUUUUGGUCGUCCUGCACAACAAAAAACACGCCCACUUUCACAUCAUGCGCCGUCUGACGUGAAUAAAACCUGCGUGCAUCUGUGCAUUAGAAGUUUAGCUGAAUAGACUGAAGAUUACACCUGAUCUUACAGCUUUCUUACAAUGAUUGACCUCCCGUGUCUGUCCGUGACCUGGACCCUGGUGGUUCUGGUCAUAACUCUCCUGUUUAUUUAUGGUGUUUGGCCACAUGGAUUUUUCAAUAAACUGGGAAUUCCAGGACCAAGACCAUGGCCUUUCGUUGGCACAUUUCUCGCAUACACUAAAGGUUUUUACAAUUUUGAUAUGGAGUGUGCUAAGAAGUAUGGAAAAGUUUGGGGGAUUUAUGAUGGAAGACUCCCACAACUAAUGAUCACUGACCUGGAAAUGAUCAAAACGGUUAUGGUGAAAGAAUGUUAUUCUACCUUCACUAACAGAAGGGAGAUGAGUGCAGACUUGGCUGGCCCCUUUGCUGAUGGAAUAACUAUAACUAAAGAUGAGCAAUGGAAGAGAAUCCGUGGUACACUCUCUCCGUAUUUCACAAGUGGGCGACUGAAGGAGAUAUUUCCUAUAGCUGUGACGCAUGCAGAUCGUUUUAUUAAAAAUAUGCAAAAGCGAGACCACGAGCAGCCAGUGAAAAUAAAAGAAGUGUUCGCUCCAUACAGUUUGGAUGUCGUCGCCAGCUCCUCCUUUAGCGUUGACAUUGACUCCAUAAACAAUCCAGAUGAUCCUUUUGUUACUAACAUCAAGAAGUUUUUCCAGAUCAGUCUAUUAAGUCCUCUUAUUCUGAUUCAAACAUUUUUUCCCUUCGUUGCUAAUCUUUUGGGAAAAAUGGGUAUACGUCUUUUUUCAAGUUCGUCAAUGGAUUUUUUCUACAGUUCCCUAAAAAAGAUUAAGGACGAGCACAGCAAGAAAUCAGAUGGUCGGGUAGAUUUUCUCAAGCUCAUGAUCCAGAGUCAAAUAUCUGAAGAUCAAGCUAAGGACACCACAAGUGACCAACCAGUAAAAGGACUAACAGACCAUGAGAUUCUCUCCCAGUCCCUCACUUUCAUCCUUGGAGGUUAUGAGACUACAAGCACCACUCUCACUUUCUUCCUCUAUAAUAUUGCGACUAAUCCAGACUGCCUGGAAAAGCUGGUUGGGGAGAUUGACACAAACUUCCCUCCUGAUUCUCCCAUUACAUAUGAUGCAUUGAUGAAAAUGGAUUACUUGGAAAUGGCCAUCAACGAAUCAAUGCGUCUCUUUCCCACUGCCCCACGCUUAGAUAGGCUCUGUAAGAAGACCGUGGAGAUCAAUGGGGUGACGAUACCAAAAGGCACUCUGGUUGGAAUUCCUACAUAUGUUUUAUGUCGUGACCCGCAGCUCUGGGAUUCUCCUGAUGAGUUCAGACCAGAGAGGUUCAGCCCAGAGAGUAAAUCCGAGGUUAACCAGUAUGCUUUCAUGCCUUUUGGACUCGGGCCUCGAAAUUGCAUUGGAAUGAGAUUUGCCGUAAUGAUCAUGAAACUUCUUAUUGUGAAGCUUCUUCUGAACUUCACUGUGGAAACAUGUAAAGAGACACAGAUCCCUCUAGAGCUGAAUGUUAUGUUUCAGCCGAAGGUUCCCAUCACACUGAAGUUUAUACCAAGAUCUCACAAAGAAAAAUAAUCAUUAAAAAGCAGAAUGUUUCAGUAUAAUUCUGUAUAACAUUUUAUACAAAGUUAUAUAGCACUAGAAAAACUGCAUACAGAAUUGUUUUAAUUUAAAUAUCAUACAUACAUUUGCUGCCAAUGUUUAAUAUUAACCUUUUUACCACCUUUUGGAUUUAUGGGGGUGUUCAUGAUUUGCUGAGCCUUAAGCUCUUCCUGAUUCAUUCAUGUUUUACACAGUUUGGAAUGGGGGGGAAAAUCAUUAUUAAAAAUGAAUUAUUGUAUGCAUUUAAUUAUAUAACAAAUUAUAUGCAAUCACUAAAGCAAAAAUCUGAUAGGGAGUUUAGUUUUUAGGACAGAAUUUACAACAACAAAAAAAGUUUAAACUGGAUGUUAGAAACCAGCAUACAAAGCCACAGCUAGAUGCAUUUAAGUAGACUUUAGAUAUGACAAUUCUUCUGUGUGUCAAUAAGCCCUGAUCUCCUAUUUAAUAUUGUGUAAUUAUGCUUAUGAUCAUAUGUGAUAUGGUAACCACACAAAUUGACAACAAUUGAUUUGGACUUUAUAUAUAUUUUAGAUGUAUUGUAUAAAAAAACUAUAUAAAUUAAGAUGACUUGAUUGCCUCAUUUUAAAUAGGUUCUGUUAGUAGAAACCAUAAAAACUAUAUGGUUUAUAGUAAUCAUAAAACUGGCUACAUGUGUGAUGUAAAAUAUGGUAAUUCUGUCAACACUGUACAUUUUCUGUGUCACUAAUGGCUGUUAUGCAACGAUCGUAUCAAUUUUACUAAAAUAUGAUGCUGAGCAUACACACACCUGGAGUGCCCUCUGUACAUAGAAUUCACCAGUAGUGAUGAAGUCUGAGUCGUGCACAAUUGAGAGAGUUUCCUUGUCAAAAAUCAAUAUUUGAUUUGUUUAAUAGCCCACGAAACUCUCAUAUCCAAACUGGCAAUAUCAUACCAUGUUGAGCGAGAGGUGUCUAUUUGUAGGUGAACACCUCUUAUGUUUUUAAACAAUCCCUGGAUACAGAAACUAAUAUUCGCAGUCUAGCAGCCUGUUUUGUCCCACUACUUAUGAUGACCUUCUCAUUUUCUUCAGUUGGUGUCACUGUAAACAGUGUCAAUGUUAUUGUGUGCAUUAGAAUGUUUUAUGUAGGUGCACUCGCCGAUAUCAAACUUGAAAAUGUCAAUGCAACCAAUUUUAUAAGCUUUAUUUUGUGUUACAGUUUUGUUUUAUAUUAGGGAUAAACGUUGCCUAAUCGUGCACCCUCAUUCAGAUUUACUAAAUAUGAAGUCUUGUGGUCAUUGUGUUUAGUUGCAUUUAUCCAAAAAUAGGCAACGUUGUUUACAAGCAGUAGGAGUCAUUAACUUCUUUAUUUUAAA